Messenger RNA from Vicia villosa (hairy vetch), 828 nucleotides. RefSeq lists its product as uncharacterized. The record is from RefSeq and is a predicted model, not a curated record. Lineage: Eukaryota; Viridiplantae; Streptophyta; Magnoliopsida; Fabales; Fabaceae. Bases 4 to 828 code for a protein of 274 amino acids. The transcript has 5 exons.
AGAAUGUCUCGUGCUCCGAUACUCAUUAAGGAUAUGGUCCAGGGAAAUCAAGUCUGGAAGAUGCUGAUAAGGGUUAUUGAUGUGUGGGUUGUUAAGGAAAAAACAGGAUCACAACACCUUGAGUUCAUCAUUCAAGAUGGAAAGGGUGAUCGGAUUCAUGCCAUUUCUAGGAGCAGAGACUUCCAAUAUUGGAUCGAACAAGUCAAAGAGCAUGAAACAUAUUCCCUCUAUAAUGGAGAGCCUGUUAUCAAUGAUGGACCUCUCAAAGUGUGUUCUAACCCACUAAAACUUCUAUUCAACGGAGGUACUACCAUGACCAAUUUGGAAAUACCAGAAAUACCGAGUCACAGAAAUAACUUUCACCCUAUUGCCGAUUUUCUCAAGGGAAGCUACAAACCUGACAUGUUAUACGAUGUGAUUGGUGUUUUUCAAGAUGUGCUUAAGACGCAAAUGGGUGGUGGUGGAAGGAAGUCUUGCGUCAAUAUCACUCUGCGUGAUAUUGAAGGAAACGUGAUCGAGGUUGCCUUGUGGGAUGAUUACUGCAAACAGUUUAUGAACUACAAUACCCCUGGCAAGAUGGUUGGUCCUACUAUUAUUGUCUUAACACAUGCAUGGUGCAAGAUAAACACAGUUUCUGGAGCACGGAGUCUCUCAAAUGCAUGGAGUGGCUCAAGACUUCUCAUUAAUGUGGAACAUCCCCAAAUUGAUGAAUUCAAAGCAAGUUUGUAUUUGAUCCCUGUCAAAACAAUAUCUUUUGACUAUAUUAUACUUAUCAGCUAUGGAGGAACUGGAAAAUUCCAAUGCGCCUUCGCUGUCCUUGACUUGUGA